GCAUGAGCUGGCAUAAUGAUGGUCACAUAAACCCACCAACAAUUCAACAACCUAUGGACGCGACGGCGGAGCCACCACUACCACCGUCACCGGCUUCGCCGGAAAAUGACGUCGUACUGUCCCCUCAAAACCCUAUCCUCCUCGAUCUCCAAAACUCCUCGGAAGACCAAGAGUCCUCUCUCCCAACCCAAACGACACCAGAACUCGCCGUUUUGGACUCACCGGACUACUCCUCCGAACAGCAAAACCCUAUCACCGCCCAACCCGACCCGAACCCGGCUGGCCCGCCAGUUCGAAAACGCCGUCGUCGGAAGAAAUUCUUCACCGAACUCAACACGACGGCGUCGCUGGCCAAAAACCGCCGCAACGAGGUGGCGAAAGACUGCGACGUGGAAGCCCUAAUCGCGAUCUCUGUUGGGUUCCCGGUGGAUUCACUGACGGAGGAAGAGAUCGAAGAGAGUGUGGUGUCCACAAUAGGAGGAUCAGAACAAUCGAACUACAUCGUGGUUCGCAACCACAUCUUGUCCCGGUGGCGGUCCAACGUUUCGGCCUGGUUGACCCGGGACCAGGCCCUCCGGUCCAUCCGGUCCGAGCACAAGGGUUUGGUUGAAUCGGCUUACCGGUUCCUCCUGGAUCAUGGGUACAUCAAUUUCGGGCUCGCGGCAGAGAUCAAGGCAGCGAAGUCGCAGUCUUUCGAUGGUUGCGAAAGGGGAACGGUGGUGGUUGUGGGUGCUGGCCUUGCGGGUUUGGUUGCCGCUAGACAACUGGUGUUUUUAGGGUUUAAAGUUGUGAUCUUGGAGGGUAGGACCCGACCCGGUGGACGGGUCAAGACGAAGAAGAUGAUGGGUGGUGGUGUUGAGGCUGCAGCGGAUUUCGGUGGAAGUGUCCUCACUGGAAUCAAUGGGAACCCUCUUGGGGUUCUUGCAAGGCAAUUGGGUUUGCCACUUCAUAAGGUUAGGGAUAUUUGCCCUCUGUAUAUGCCUGAUGGGAAAUGUGUUGAUUCUGAGAUUGAUUCUAGGGUUGAGGUUUCUUUUAAUAAGUUAUUGGAGAGGGUUUGUAAGCUUAGGCAGGCCAUGAUUGAGGAGGUUAAGUCCGUGGAUGUUCCGUUAGGGACCGCGCUGGAGGGUUUCCGGCGGGUUUAUAAGGUUGCUGAGGAUAAGGAAGAGAGGAUGCUGUUGAAUUGGCAUCUUGCCAAUUUGGAGUAUGCAAAUGCUACUCUGAUGUCUAACUUAUCAAUGGCUUAUUGGGAUCAGGAUGAUCCUUAUGAGAUGGGUGGUGAUCAUUGUUUUAUUCCUGGUGGGAAUGAGAUAUUUGUUCGUGCCCUGGCGGAGGACCUUCCCAUUUUCUAUGGGAGGACUGUGGAGUGCAUCAAGUACGGGACUGAUGGGGUGAUGGUUUACGCUGGUGGGCAGGAGUUCCGGGGGGAUAUGGUGCUUUGUACCGUGCCGUUGGGUGUGCUUAAGAAGGGAUCUAUUGAAUUUGUACCUGAACUUCCUCAGAGAAAGAAAGAUGCAAUUCAUAGGUUGGGGUUUGGGUUGCUGAAUAAGGUUGCAAUGCUAUUUCCAUAUAAUUUCUGGGGUGGGAACAUUGAUACGUUUGGUCAUUUGACUGAGGAUUUGAGUAUGAGGGGCGAGUUUUUUCUGUUCUAUAGCUAUUCUUCUGUGUCUGGAGGCCCGCUUCUGGUUGCCCUUGUUGCUGGGGAGGCUGCAAUUAGGUUUGAGAUGAUGUCGCCGGUUGAGUCUGUCAAAAGGGUGUUGGAUAUUCUAAGGGAUAUUUUUCAUCCAAAGGGAAUUGUUGUUCCGGAUCCUGUACAGGCAGUCUGUACUCGGUGGGGAAAGGAUUACUUUGCAUAUGGAUCUUACUCUUACGUUGCUGUUGGAUCUUCGGGAGAUGAUUAUGAUAUUCUUGCUGAGUGUGUUGGAGAUGGGAGAGUGUUCUUUGCUGGAGAGGCAACUAGCAAACAGUAUCCUGCAACAAUGCACGGAGCAUUUCUUAGUGGAAUGAGAGAGGCUGCAAACAUUUUGAGAGUGGCAAGGAGAAGGACUUUGAUGCCUGUUGACACAACAAGAAAUAUCACCCAGGAGAAUGAUGAUGUGAACAAAUUAUUUGAGAAACCUGACCUGACAUUUGGUAGCUUCUCUGCUUUGUUUAAUCCGAAGCUGAAUGAUCUUGAUUCUAGCUCAUUACUAAGGGUUAAAAUUGGAGGAGCUGUCUUGGACUCUGGUAGUCUUUAUCUUUAUGCCUUAGUUUCAAAGAAGCAGGUCAUUGAGUUGGGUCAGGUGGAGGGGGACGAGAACAGGAUGAGGAUGUUAAACCGCAAUUUUGGGGUGAGUUUGGUUGGGAGGAAAGGUUUAAGUAGUAGUGCUGCUGAAUCUCUUAUUACCAACAUAAAAUUGUCUAGACCCAACCUUAAUGAAGUGGAAAAUGUUCUUGUGCACGGUAGGAAUGUUCCUAGUAGCGUCAUGGAGAGUUGAACACUGAUAAUUUCUGUUAGAUCUAAUUAGUUUCUGACCAUUUUCCCCCCUUAUUGGUUGGCCAUUUUCCCCAAUGAUGUUACAGAAUCAACGAAUUUAUCACUGCCUUCUAUAGAUUUUAGGAAACAUGCCUCUUUUACAUUGUAACAUGUGGUCGCAGACAUUUUAACGUGGACGCGUUAAGAUGCUCCAUUAGCAAGCUUUGCGAAGCGAAUGCCUUCUCGCUGUUUACAUGCCAGUUUUAUAGUUGUUGUGACGUGUACUUAUUUUUUAGCCAGGCUUGUAAUAAAUUAACGAGUAAAUACUCUUUUUGGUCCUCGAUCAAAUUUUACAAUGUCCACU
Molecule: messenger RNA, 2816 nt
Organism: Gastrolobium bilobum
Lineage: Eukaryota; Viridiplantae; Streptophyta; Magnoliopsida; Fabales; Fabaceae
Product: lysine-specific histone demethylase 1 homolog 1
Exons: 1
Coding region: 3-2474 (823 amino acids)
Cellular component (GO): nucleus
Molecular function (GO): oxidoreductase activity; protein binding
Source: RefSeq, a predicted model, not a curated record